Phytophthora sojae is the source of this 1254-nucleotide messenger RNA. RefSeq lists its product as hypothetical. Bases 1 to 1254 code for a protein of 417 amino acids. The record is from RefSeq and is a predicted model, not a curated record. NCBI's taxonomy places the organism in Eukaryota, Oomycota, Peronosporomycetes, Peronosporales, Peronosporaceae. The transcript has 6 exons.
AUGGAACCGCACAUGGUCCCGGACAUGGAACCGUACAUCGUCCCGGACAUCGUGCCGAAGCCGGCCCUGGGCUUGGAACCGGCGCUGGAUGCGUCCGACAAGACGAAGAAGAAGAAGGGAGGCAUCAUUGACAUGCUGAUCUCCAUGAAGAAGUUUAAGAGGCUCGUGACACCGUCACGAUGUCAUAGCCGCACGGUCCUCUUGAAGGUGCCGCGCGGCUUUGAUUUUAAGCGGGGGAGGAGUACUUCCUUCCUCCAAGGGCUUGGCACCCGGUCAUCAUGGAUGACGUUCGACUGGGUGUCGACCAGCGCAGCUGUGGCCAUGCGCACAGAAGACGUGGCUUGGGUACACGACGUACCUGCGGCGAUGCAUGUUGCGUCGCCGCCGACUCGGCGAGCAUGGUCGAUCACGACUGGAACGUGUCUGCCGGAGGGCUACACCUCAAUGACCACAUGCAGGAGCAUGCUCGGUCUGAAGGCAAAGGCCGCUGCGCGGCAGGGAUCGUUGCCACUCACGAAGUAUUGCACGAAGGUGCUGGACCUGAUGCAUCGCUGCUCAGGUCCCAUGGUCAUGGUGACCGAUGGCCAGCAACCUUGGCAGCGGCUACUGUCGCUGCUGGGCCGAAGAUGGCGCGCGCAUUCGCUGCUGGAAGGCUGCCUCUGUCAGGCAAAGACAUGGCAGGCAGUCUGCGGCUUGGUCCGCGGACGAUGGCAUGUGUACAUACGCAACACCAUGCCGCAGCGUGAUGCUGUUGCAACACUGGACGCGUCGCGGUGCGUGACGCUCACUGUGCGCGUGGCACUUGGUGUACGCGAGGUACCCCUAGUGCACGCGACACUACUUGUGCACGUGGCACUUGAGGUGCGCGAGGCACUUAUGGCAGUCGUGGUCCUGUAUGGACUGUGUGCCAUGCGGUCUUGCACGCACACCGACCUGGUGUUGGUCGCCGCGACGCAGGAUGCGAUCGCCGGUGACGGAGGGCAAUACACCCCACACCACGAUGAAGUACCCUUGCGGUACCCUGGUGUCAAAGGAAGACACCUUAGCGUCGGCGACGUGAUGGCCGUGACGCGCUGCAGGGCUUUAGACAAGUCCGCCGGGUUGCUCUGUAUGAUGAGCGGCUUGCUGGAAGCAGCCAUGGUCGCUCAAGCAAACACGACGUUGAAGCCUGACGCUUCAUGGCUGUGGUCAGCGCUUGACCAUAGCCCAUGGGUCGAGCCGACGUAUUCGGCCGACCGGCACACCGUGCUGUGA